Molecule: messenger RNA, 2504 nt
Organism: Corticium candelabrum
Lineage: Eukaryota; Metazoa; Porifera; Homoscleromorpha; Homosclerophorida; Plakinidae
Product: carboxypeptidase O-like
Exons: 7
Coding region: 230-1516 (428 amino acids)
Biological process (GO): proteolysis
Molecular function (GO): zinc ion binding; metallocarboxypeptidase activity
Source: RefSeq, a predicted model, not a curated record
CCUCGAUCUGAAAAUCAUCUUCCUUCGCUCAUAUUGUGACUACGCUACUCGAGAUUGAGCUUAGUACGAUUCGACAGCGAACUUGGUGUAUUCAGCUCAGCUGCAAUCAGAGGAAAAGAAAACUUUUGUGACCGUCUACCUAGCUAGACGCGUGAUAAUUAUUUACGACAGCUCGGAAGUUUGAAUGGGUUAAAGUGCUCUAGGUUCAUAGUCUACCGUGUUCUACAAGAUGUUGUUGAAGAAGACGUUUAGUGUUUUUCUACAGUUGUGUAUGAUAACGCAAACGUGCAUGGCAAGAGAUGUAUUACCUCAGAUUGAGCUCUACACUCCUGACUACUCUCGAGCUUACAACAACGUCUCCAGUGUUUAUCAAUUCAUCAAACGAUUUUCAUCUCUGUACGCGACUUAUGUGAGAUUAGACGAUCGUCAGACGUCUUUGAAAGGACACCCUCUCUAUUUGAUGAGAUUGACCAACUUCUCUGUUCCUGAAGCCAGAAAAAUUAAGGUGCUGUUUUCGUAUGGCGAACAUCCUAGAGAGUUUUUUCCAGUUGAAAGUAUGCGAUUUUUUCUUCUGGAUGUAAUGAACAGUCUAAGUGGUUUUGGGAUGGCAAAGAAGAAAAUUGUGUUCAUGUUGAACAAUGUUGAUCUAUUUGUAUUGCCACUGGUCAAUCCAGAUGGGAGAUUGUAUAUUGAAAAAACUUUCAACUACUGCUGGAGGGGUACAUCAAGGGGGGUAGAUUUGAAUCGAAACUUUGAUUGGGAAUUUGGAGGACCAGGAAGCUCUGACUCACAAACUGAUGAAGAAUAUAGAGGUUUAUAUCCAUUUUCUGAACCAGAGGCAAGAUUUCUAGCAGACGUAGCAAACAGAUUUACAUUUGAUGUAUUUGUUUCAUUUCAUUCUGGUGUAAGACAAAUAUUUAUUCCAUUUUCAGACAGUAAAUCUAAGAUGUCUGCUCGACAUCAUUACAAUGAAGCAUCAGAACUGUCAUUGGCAUCAUUAAUUGCUGCUGCUGCUGGCCACCAUUUCAAAUUUAAUGUAGCACACGUGCUCAAUGAUUAUCCUGCAGAUGGGACUUCAUUUGACUACAUGGCUGGUGUGAAACAAAUACCAUUUUCACUUGCUAUUGAGAUGUGGGGUGAAGGUGAUGGGAAUGGUGUGAAAUGUUUUGAUCUUUUCAAUCCUUCUGGAAGUGAUCUGGCUGAGGCUUUGUUGACUAUUAAUCCCAUCUACAAUGUGAUAUUUCAGCAGGUAGUGGAAUGGAAGACAAUGCGAUAUCAACAUAGUCAUACGCUGUCAUAUCACUCAGAGGUUCGUAUGUUACAGGACAAAAAAGAGGAUGAGUUGAGAUCAAAUGUUAUGUGGACAUUACAGUUUUUGUGUUUCUUGUUACUACUUCUAUUUGCUGCUGCCUACUUUCGACGUCAAAGACAACCCUGUCGUACUCUGAUUAAUUUAGGAAGGAAACAACGAAUAGUUCGUUUGAAGAAUCUAUCAGAUACUCUUUGUAUUACUUAAAGUUUUGAGAGACAUUACAUCAGUAAAGUGAUUUAUUAUUCAUAUUCUGUUGUAUGUAUUUGCCAUCCAAAAUUACCAGUUUGGCUGGUUAUUGAUUCAAUAGUAUGUAAGAGGUAGCUUCAUCUUGGAGUUUCAAAGUAACUCUAAUUUGUCUUAACUAACAACAGUAUUAGUAGAUUUGGUACUGUCCCAGCUAUGACAGCUAUUGACAGAGUGAGUUGGUACAGGGGUUGUUGCAUGACCAUAUGUUACUAUUGUUUGCUAUUUCUUUAGCUUUCCUCUGGAAGGUUUGAAAUUUGAUAUAAUUUAUGACAAAUAAUCAUACAAACACUCAACUAGUCAAAAAAUUAGUUGCAAAGCUAUGGAUGUGUAGUAAAGUUAAAUGUUUUACUAACAUUUACCUAUACUGUACUGCGUAUUUGUGUCUUUCUGCAAUGGACAAAUACAGCAGUGGACAUAAAAUUAGCAGAAUAUUAAUCGAUGGCAAGCCUACGAAACAAUGGCAGAACAGCUGUUGUUUGCAGCAUUUGCCAAGCAUUAGCAUUGAAUGCCAAACUCCGUUGUCUGAUUUGUUUCUUGGAAAGAAUCGACUUGCUGCCAAUGACAUGGUUCAUCUCGGAAACAUGCCGAGGUUACAUUCAACACACUGCAGCUCGUCUACUUGAUCUUCGAGAAAACUGUGAACAACAUUCGGGUAACAAUUAACAUGUACAUAUUUGGUGUAAGCAGACAUAAUGUGAAGUGGCAUGGUAGUUUAAUAGACAAUACACGAGUGACAGAGCACUUUUCUUUUUACUAUUUAUUAGUGAGGUUUGGCGUUUAUGAACUCUGACCAGCAACAGUUAGCUUACUGUUUUAUUGUGGAGGUGUUCACUAGUAAUCUUGCACAGAUCAAAUCCAUUUUCUCUUGUGAGAAACAACAUACACAACCAUAGAAUAUAGUAUACGUUCUUUGUUAAAUACUUGUAUCACAUAGACUACUGUGUUA